ACUAAACGAGGAGCUUGGCUGGGGCACUGUUUUUCAGAAUUCUCAAGCGGCACAGCUUGCUUGGCCAUGCUAGCACCCACGCUUCUGCGACGCACCACUCCGGUGCCCGCAGCUACCAUUGCCGCCGCCCAGCUCCCUACAUCCCAACAAGGCAACCCACGGGUCUCGCCGCGGUUCCCUCCGGGAUUCCCUUCGCCUCGGUUCUUGCGGUCAGAUCUGCUGGCAGCCCUCUUCCCGCAGCUUCAAAUCGGCUCCCCAGAUCUGCGUAUCCAGGACGGCGCUCCGCUGCCUGUGUGCUGCGCGGCCGUCUCAGGUGCGACGAGGCGUCCCCGCAAGGUGCGGUUCGCCGCUCAGGCUGCCCUGCUGGAUCCCACCCCCAACCUCCCCGUCCAUGGCGCUCUCCGGCCAUGUCUGAAAGUGACGCCGACUGCCUCUGUGUCGGCGGGUCGGCGUACGGCUCGAGACGCCUCCACGAGCCCGGCGUCUCCCGUUGCAGGUCCAAGGCGGAGCUCACCAUCAAGCCAUGCACCUUCUUGUGCGGAUUCAAGGCGGAGCUCAUCCUCGAGCCCCGAUGCUGACAUUGGCCGGUCCGAGGAUUGGCAUCUUGUUCGGCCGGCGUAUUGGUGGCGUCAGCGGCGCCCCGACCUCCAGCGCCCAAGCCGCCGAGUCGCGUCUUCGUCAGGUUGGUCAUCGCGCAAGGAACUCCACCAAUCCUCCGACGACGUCACCACCGCCUCCUCCGCCGACAGCGUCGCCUGCGACCACCGUGCAACGGCCGCCUAGUUCUUCUUCAGCACGCGUGUGCACCGGUGGCCCGUCCCUGCGACCUGCUGGACCAAUCCCGCGCUCGCAGCUAGUCGCCGGGAGGAGUAAAUAGCAUAAAACUGCCACUUUUCGCGUUAUGUUUUCAAAAAACUACCGAAUUUUUUUUUUGUGACUGAUAACUACUACUUUUGGUGUCGACUGUUUUAAAAAACCCAAAACGCCCGUUGCUGAGAAACUAAACCGGUUUAUGACAGGUCGGGCCCGCACCUAAACGAACCGUCAGUUUGACCAUUUGUUUUA
Triticum dicoccoides is the source of this 1065-nucleotide messenger RNA. RefSeq lists its product as uncharacterized. Lineage: Eukaryota; Viridiplantae; Streptophyta; Magnoliopsida; Poales; Poaceae. The record is from RefSeq and is a predicted model, not a curated record. The transcript has 2 exons. Bases 67 to 783 code for a protein of 238 amino acids.